AAGAUGAGUUUAUAACGGGGAGCAGAACAGAGGAGUUUGUCCUUCGGGACAUCCGAUAAAAUUGGAACGAUACAGAGAAGAUUAGCAUGGCCCCUGCGCAAGGAUGACACGCAUAAAUCGAGAAAUGGUCCAAAUUUUUUUUUUUCCUUCAAAAUCAAUCAAGGUAUGGUUCUGGGUUUUGUUUUCUCGAUCAAAAUUUUCGGUGUUUUGAGAGGUUUGUGUCCAAUUUUGAGCCCUGAUGGCACCGCGACUGGCUGCAACUCUUCGUUGAUCCGAAUUCGUGGCAAGCAUAGUGCUUGUUUGAUGAAAUGGCCUUUGUUUCCUGGUGAAAGUGGAGUUGAUCAACUAGUUGAGAUCAUCAAGGUUUUGGGAACUCAAACCAGGGAGGUGAUAAAGUGCAUGAAUCCAAAUUAUUCUGAAUUCAAGUUCUCACAGAUAAAGCCACAUCCAUGGCACAAGGAAUGUCUCUUUCCCUUUCCUUAUUCAUAGCAUGUUCACAAUGUCAUCAGUUAUUUUCAUUUCUUGGUACUUUUUUGAGUGGUAUGUGUAAGUUGCACAGUUGUUAGAGGAUGCUUGAGUGAUUAAAGUGUUAAGAUCACACAUAAUAUAUUGGGACUGCCGGACUAGACAUUUUGUAUGAGCAAUAUCCCACGUGUAUAAUAAGUGCGUAGGAAAAAUUUACUGUUAGAACAGUUCUGGAAGGUGCAAUGUAGGAAAAGAAGAAAGUAUAUAGUGUGAUGAUGGGUUGAGAAUGUUAAGAAGUCCAGGAGGUUGCAUAAAUGCAUAAUGGGGCCUUGGCCAUUGGCAUGGGGAGAGAAGCAGUUAGAAUAUAUUUUGUGGGUCAUAACAUUUAACUUCAAAGGUUGAAUCAGCUUUGGGUAGGGCAAGGCUUGCGGUAGCUAGUCUAGAAGCCGGGAAUCUUAUGGGUUGUUCUCCUGGAAGAAAUUUGAUGAUUAAUUUAAGAUAGCGUUUGAUUUCUUCGGAUGCUCAUGUUAACCCAUACAUAUUUAAAAAAAUCUGCGUCAUUAAUUGAAAAAUGAGUCUUUUCCCCUUAUUUUCUUUCACGGAGUCC
This is a messenger RNA of Alnus glutinosa, 1072 nucleotides long. RefSeq lists its product as uncharacterized. Gene Ontology annotation, cellular component: cytoplasm. The transcript has 3 exons. Gene Ontology annotation, molecular function: protein serine/threonine kinase activity. Gene Ontology annotation, biological process: signal transduction. The record is from RefSeq and is a predicted model, not a curated record. NCBI's taxonomy places the organism in Eukaryota, Viridiplantae, Streptophyta, Magnoliopsida, Fagales, Betulaceae. Bases 166 to 489 code for a protein of 107 amino acids.